CGGCACUGCGCCUAAGCUCUGCCACAACCGCCAGUCAGGUCUCUCCCCUUCCCCUCCCUCCCCCCUCCCCUCUCCUCCUCCUCCGUCUCUGCCGCCCAGAGCGAGACACCAACAUGGAGCCCGAGGACCUGCCAUGGCCGGGCGAGCUGGAGGAGGAGGAGGAGGAGGAGGCUGCGGUGGCGGCGGCGACGGGAGAGGAGGAGGCGGCGAACUUGGACGAAGUCGUGGUGGUGGAGGUGGUGGAGGAAGAGGCGGGGCGGGACUUGAACUCCGACUCUCACUGCGAGCACCGGCAUGUAGAGAGCACCGACGACGAGGAGGACGAGGAGGCCAAGGCCUGGCUGCAGGCGCACCCUGGCAAUAUUUUGCCUCCGACGUCGCCUUCGCGGCACUGCUACUCGGAGGGCAAGCGGACCUCCCUGGAGAAGAUUGUUCCAUUGACCUGUCAUGUAUGGCAGCAGUUACUAUAUCAAGGCAAUGGUAGAACACAAAUUUCUGAUACUAAUGUGGAAACAGCAGCUCAGCAGGGUUCUGGGGAUGAUCAGAAAACAGAAUCUUGGUAUUAUCUUUCUCAAGAAGUAGACUCUUCGCAAACCUUGGAUACAUCCGAGACCAGGUUUAAUGUGAGAACGGAAGAUACCGAAGUGACAGACUUCCCCUCUCUGGAGGAGGGUAUAUUGACCCAAUCAGAAAAUCAAGUAAAGGAGCUCAGCAGAGAUCUCUUCUGUUCUCCAUUGCUAGUCAUACAAGAUAGCUUUGCUUCUCCUGAUUUGCCUCUGUUGACAUGUUUGACACAAGACCAAGAAUUUACACCUGAUUCUUUAUUUCAACAAAGUGAACUAAGUUUUGCACCUCUGAGGGAGAUUCCUGAUAAGUCUGAAGACACUGAGUGGUUUUCUCGACCAUCGGAAGUUAGUGAAGCUUUAUUCCAGGCUACUGCAGAAGUAGCUUCAGACUUAGCGAGCAGUUGCUUUAGUAUAUCUCAGCACCCACUUAUAGGCAGCACAGUUGUUGGGUCUCAGUGCCCUUUUUUACCUUCUGAACAAGGGAAUAAUGAAGAGACGAUUUUAUCUAUUGAUGAACUGAAAAUCCCCAAAGACGGUGAUAGUUAUGAUGCUCUUUGUUUAUAUAUGUCAUGGGAGACACAAAAAGAUACACAGCAGCCUGAAACCAAUUUAGCUGAUAAAGAUCAAGUUUCAAUUGCAACUUCAUCUGACAUAACUGAUGAAAACAUAGCUACUGAAAGAAGUGACCAUUUUGAUGCCGCUUGUUCAUAUGGGCAGUAUUGGAAACAGAAAGCUUUACCUAAGCAGGCAGAAACAUAUUUAACCAAGGGCCUACAGGGGAAGGCUGAGUCUGAUGUCGUAACUCUGGAUGGUGAUGCUGAAUGCUGUAGCCUAAAUGAAAAUAUUGUGUGCAGUGAAAGAGUUGCUGAACUACAAAGAAAGCCAAGAAGAGAGUCGGAAUAUCACUCUUCAGACCUCAGAAUGUUGAGGAUGUCUCCUGACACUGUGCCAAAGACUCCUAAACAUUUAGCAGGAGACACUUCUAAAGGAAGCAUAGCUAAAGUUACUCAAUCCAACUUGAAACCAGGCAUCGUUACCACUCCUGUUGAUUCAGACAUUGGAUCUCAUUUAUCCUCGUCCCUUGAGGACCUGUCUCAGUUGGCUGUAAGUUCUCCUCUAGAAACUACUACUGGUCAACACACUGAUACUCUCAACCAAAAGACAUUAGCGGAUACUCAUCUAACUGAAGAGACUCUGAAAGUCGUAGCUGUUCCUGAACCAGCUGACCAGAAGACUGCAACACUGACGGUGCUCCCUAGUUCCUACUCACACAGGGGGAAGCCCAGUAUUUUCUACCAGCAGGGCUUGCCAGGCAGUCAUCUAACUGAAGAGGCUUUGAAAGUUUCAGCUGCUCCUGGACCAGGUGACCAGGUGACUGGAAUACCUGCUGUAACCUCCACACAUGGAGAGAAGCCUGGUGUUUUCGACCAACGAGAGUUACCAGAGAGUAACUUAACUGAAAAGCCUCUGAAAGUUUCAGCUACUCCUAGCCCAGUGGAGCAGAAGACUGGAAUACCUACAGUAUCCUCUACAUCCCACUCAUAUGGAGAGAAUCCCCUCUUUUUCUAUCGACAGACUUUGACAGAUGGUCAUCUAACUGAUCAGGCUUUGAAAGUUUCAGCAGUGUCUGGACCAGCUGACCAGAAGACUGGGACAGCAACAGUACUCUCUACUCCCUACUCACGUAGAGAGAAGCCUGGUGUUUUUUACCAGCCACAGUUGCCAGACAGUCAUCAAACUGAAGAGACUCUUAAAGAUUCAUUCACUCCUGGACCAGCUGACCAGAAGACUGAGAUACCUGCAGUACAGUCUAUUUCCUACUCACAGAAAGAAAAUCCUAGUAUUUUGUACCCACAGGUGUUAGCAGACAGUCAUCUACCUGAAGAGGGUCUGGAAGUUUCAGGUGUUUCUGGACCAGCUGACCAGAGGACUGGCCUACCAACAGUACCCUCUAAUGCAUACUCACACCGAGAGAAGCUCCUUAUUUUCUACCAGCAGGCUUUGCUAGACAGCCAUCUACCCAAAGAGGCUCUGAAAAUUUCUGCUGUUUAUGGACCAGCUGACGAAAAGACCAGGACAUCAACUGUAACCUCUACUUCCUCUGUGUCCUCCUCACUUUCAGAGAAGCCUGGUGCUUUCUACCAGCAGACCUUACCCAGUAGUCACCUAACUGAAGAGGCUCUCAAAGUAUCAGUUGUUCCUGGACCAGAUGAUCAGAAGACUGGUUUACCCUCAACACCGUCUAGUUUCUAUUCACAAAGACAGACGCCCAUUAUUUUUUCCCAGCAGACCCUGCCAGACAUUCUUUUCCCUGAAGAAGCUCUGAAGGGUUCAGCUGUUUCUACCCAGAAGACUGGGACACCAACAGUGUCCUCUAAUUCUCCCUCAUAUAGAGAUAAAUCUAGUAUUUUCUACCAACAAGAGUUGCCAAACAGUGAUGUACGUAGAGAAUCUCUGAAAAUGUCAGCUAUUCCUGGACUGACUGACCAGAAGACUGGGACACCAACAGUACCUUCAGGUUUCUUCUCACUUGGAGAGAAACCCAGUAUUUUCUCUCAGCAGGAGUUGCCAGAUAGUCACCCAACUGAAAAAGCUCUGAAAGUUUCAACUGGCCCUGGACCAGCUGACCAGAAGACUGAGAUUCCAGCAGUACAGUCUAGUUCUUACUCACAGAGGGAGAAGCCUAGUGUUUUGUACCCACAGGUGUUAUCAGACAAUCAUCUACCUGAAGAGGGUCUGAAAGUUUCAGCCCUCCCUGGACCAGCUGACCAGACAACUGACACACCAGCAGUACCUUCUUUCUACUCACAAAGAGAGAAGCCUGGUAUUUUAUACCAACAGACCUUGCCAGACAGUCAUCUGCCUAAAGAGGCUCUGAAUGUUUUAGUAGCUCCUAGACCAGCAGACCUGAAGACUAGCACACCAACUCCAACCUCGACUUACUACUCACAACAUAGAGAGAAGCCCAGCGUUUUCCACCAGCAGGCCUUGCCAGGUACUCAUAUACCUGAAGAGGCUCGUAACGUUUCAGCUAUUACUGGACCAGGUGACCAGAAGACUUGGAUACCAAGAGUACUUUCUGCCUUCUACUCACAAACAGAGAAGCCUGGUAUUUUCUAUCAACAAACUUUGCCAGGUAGUCGUAUACCUGAAGAGGCACAGAAAGUUUCAGCUGUUCCUCGACCAGCCGACCAGACUGGGACACCAACUCCAACCUCUACUUCCUACUCACACACAGAGAAGCCUGAUAUUUUCUAUCAACAGACCUUGCCAGGUAGUCAUAUACCUGAAGAGUCACAGAAAGUUUCAGCCGUUCCUCGACCAGCUGACCAGACUGGGACACCAACUCCAACCUCUACUUCCUACUCACACACAGAGAAGCCUGAUAUUUUCUAUCAACAGACCUUGCCAGGUAGUCAUAUACCUGGAGAGGCACAGAAAGUUUCAGCCAUUCCUCGACCAGCUGACCAGACUGGGACACCAACUCCAACUUCUACUUCUUACUCACACACAGAGAAGCCUGGUAUUUUCUACCAACAGGUCUUGCCAGAUAGUCAUCCAACUGAAGAGGCUCUGAAGAUUUCAGUUGCUCCUGAACCAGUUGACCAGACAACUGGCACACCAACUGUAAACUCUCCUUCCUACUUACAACAUAGAGAGAAUCCCAGAAGUUUCUACCAACAGUUGUUGCCAAGUAGUCUUCUAACUGAAGAGGCUAAGAAUAUUUCAGUGGUUCCUGGACAAGCUGACCAGAAGACUGGGAUACCAACUUUACCCUCUACUUUCUACUCACACACAGAGAAGCCUGGCAUUUUCUACCAACAGGUCUUGCCACAUAGUCAUCUACCUGAAGAGGCUUUGAAAGUUUCAGUUGCUCCUGGGCCAGUUGACCAGACGACUGGCAUACCAACUGUAACCUCUCCUUCCAACUCAUUUGGAGAGAAGCCCAUUGUUAUCUAUAAACAGGCCUUUCCAGAUGGUCAUCUACCUGAAGAGUCUCUAAAAGUUUCAGUUGUUCCUGGACCAGUUGACCCGACGCCUGGCACACCAACUGUAACCUCUCGUUUCUACUCACAACAUAGAGUGAAGCCUAGCAGUUUCUACCAACCGCCAUUGCUAGGUAGUCAAAUACCUGAAGAGGCUCUGAGAGUUUCAUCUGCUUCUGGACCAGCCGACCACACAACUGGCAUACCAACCAUAACCUCUCCUUCCUACUCAUUUGGAGAGAAGCCCAUUAUUAUCUACAAACAAGCCUUUCCAGUUGGUCCCAUACCUGAAGAGGCUCUGAAAGCUUUAGUUGUUUCUGGACUUACUGAACAAAAAACUAAGAUAGCAACAGGACCUUUAGGUUCCAGUGCACUUGGAGAGAAGCCCAUUACUUUCUACCAGCAGGCUCUACAAGACAGUCCUCUAAAUCAAGAGGUUGUGAAAGUUUCAGCUACUCCUGAACCAGCUGACCAGAAGACUGAGACACCACCAGUAUAUUCUAUUACCUACUCCCAUAGGGGGAAGCCUGUCAUUUUCUACGAACAGACCCUAUCAGACAGUCAUUUAUCUGAAGAAGCUCUGAAAGUUCCACCUAUUCCUAGACCAGAUGCCCAGAAGACUGGGACACCAUCAGUAUCCUCUAGUUUAUACUCACAUAGUGAGAAGCCCAUUGUCUUUUACCAGCAGGCCCUGCGAGACACUCAGCUAACUAAAGAAGCUCUGAAAGUUUCAGUUGUUCCUCAUCCAGCUGACCAGACUGGGUUAUCUACUGUAACCUCUUCUUACUAUUCACAUACAGAGAAGCCUAAUAUUUCUUACCAAGAGGAGUUGCCAGAUAGUCAUCUAACUGAAAAGGCGCUGAAAGUUUCAGAUGUUCCUGGAUCAGCUGACCAGAAGACUGGGGUCUCAACAGUAACCUCUACUUCGUAUUCACACAGAGACAAGCCCAUUAUUUCUUACCAGCAAGAGUUGCCACAUUUUACUGAAGCAACUUUGGGAAUUUUAAGAGAACCAGCUGACCAGAAGACUGGGAUAAACAUCCUAUCCUCUAAUUCCUACCCACAGAGAGAGCAGUCUGUCAUUUCUUAUCAGCAGGAGUUGCCAGAUCUUACUGAAGUAACUUUGAAAGCAAUAGAGGUUCCUGGGCCUGCUGACCAGAAGACUGGAAUACAAAUAUUGUCCUCUAGUUCCUACUUAAAUAGAGAGAAGCCCAGUGUUUUUCAUCAGCAGGAGUUGCCGGAUGUUACUGAAGAAGCUUUAAAUGUUUUUGUUUUUCCUGGACAAGGUGACCAGAAGACUGACAUACCAACAGCAUCUUCAAGUUACUACUCAUAUGGAGAGAAGCCCAGUGUUUCCUCUCAGUAUGAGUUGCCAGAUAGUCAUCUCACAGAAGAGGCUCUGAAAGUUUCACCUGUUUCUAUACCAGCAGAGCAGAAGACUGGGAUACCAAUAGGACUGUCUAGUUCCUAUUCACAUUCACAUACAGAGAAACUCAAGAUUUCAACUGCAGAUGUACCAGAUGAUCAGAAAACUGAGUUUCCAGCAGCUGCCCUUAGUUCCUACCCACAAAUAGAGAAGUCUAAGAUUUCAACUGUGACUGGACCAGAUGACCAGAAGACUCCAUCACUGACAGUUUUUCAUAGUUCCUAUUCUCAAAGAGUAAAGCCUGAUGUUUUAUUUCAACAGCAGUUGCCAGAUAAAGAUCAAAGUAAAGGUCUAAAGAUUUCAGCUGUCUCUGAACCAACUGAUGUGAAUACUGGAAAACCAAUACCUCUCUCUAGUUCUUAUUUUCACAGAGAGAAAUCAAGUAUUUUCAGUCCACAGGAAUUGCCAGGUAGAUAUGUAACUGAAGAUGUGCUGAAAGUUUCAGCUAUUCCUGGACCAGCUGGCCAGAAAACAGUAUUACCAACAGCUCCUUUUAGUUCCUUUUCACACCAAGAGAAACCAGAUAUUUUCUAUCACAAGGAUUUGCCAGAUAGACAUCUAACUGAAGAUGCUCUAAAGAUCUCAAGUGCUCUUGGGCAAGCUGAUCAAAUUACUAGAUUGCAAACAGUUCCCUCUGGUACUUACUCACAUGGUGAGAAGCACAAGCUUAUUUCAGAACAUGUCCAAAGGCUAAUAGAUAAUUUGAAUUCUUCUGGCUCCAGUUUUAGCUCAAAUAAUGUGCUUUUAAAUUCUCAGGCUGAUGACAGAGUUCUAAUAAAAAAAACAGAAUCUGCAGGUUUGAGAGAUGUUGGCUCUGAAGAAAUCCAGGAUGCAGAAAAUAGUUCUAAAACUCUUAAGGAAAUUCGGACACUUUUGAUGGAGGCAGAAAACAUAGCACUGAAACGAUGCAAUUUUCCUGCUCCCCUUGCCCCUUUCAGAGAUAUUAGUGAUAUUUCAUUUAUACAAUCUAAGAAGGUGGUUUGCUUCAAAGAACCUUCUUCCACUGAUUUAUCUAAUGUUGAAUUGCUUCAGAGACAGGCAUUCACAGAGGAAAACCCAAGCAGCAGGUGCAUGCAGAAGGAUAUUGGCACACAGACGAAUUUGAAAUGCCAGAGAGGCAUUGAAAAUUGGGAGUUUAUUAGUUCAACUACAGUUAGAAGCCCUCUACAGGAAGCAGAGAACAAAGCCAGUAUGGCAUUAGAAGAAACCCUUAGGCGGUAUCAAGCAGCCAAAUCUGUAAUGAGAUCUGAACCUGAAGGGUGUAGUGGAACCAUUGGGAAUAAAAUUAUUAUCCCUAUGAUGACUAUCAUAAAAAGUGAUUCAAGUAGUGAUGCCAGUGAUGGAAAUGGUUCCUGCUCAUGGGACAGUAAUUUACCAGAGUCUUUGGAAUCAGUUUCCGACGUUCUUCUAAACUUCUUUCCAUAUGUUUCACCCAAGACAAGUAUAACAGAUAGCAGAGAGGAAGAGGGUGUGUCAGAGAGUGAGGAUGGUGGUGGUAGCAGCAUAGAUUCACUGGCUGCACACGUCAAAAACCUUCUGCAAUGUGAAUCCUCCCUGAAUCAUGCCAAAGAAAUACUAAGAAAUGCAGAGGAAGAGGAAAGCCGUGUACGAGCACAUGCCUGGAAUCUGAAGUUCAAUUUAGCACAUGAUUGUGGAUACUCCAUUUCAGAAUUAAAUGAAGAUGACAGGAGGAAAGUAGAAGAGAUCAAGGCAGAGUUGUUUGGUCAUGGGAGAACAACUGACUUGUCCAAGGGUUUUCAGAGUCCACGGGGAAUGGGAUGCAAGCCAGAAGCUGUAUGUAGUCAUAUUAUUAUUCAGAGCCAUGAAAAAGGAUGUUUCCGGACUCUUUCUGAACAACCACAACUAGAUAGCCACCCUUGUGUUUUCAGAUCUGCUGAACCCUCAGAAAUGACCAGAGGACGGCAGAGCCCAUCAUCAUGCAGAGCCAGGCACGUCAAUCUUUCUGCACCCUUAGACCAGAACAACUCCCAUUUCAAAGUUUGGAAUUCCUUGCAGUUAAAAAGUCAUUCCCCAUUUCAAAACUUUAUACCUGAUGAAUUCAAAAUCAGCAAAGGUCUUCGAAUGCCAUUCCGUGAAAAGAUGGACCCUUGGCUGUCAGAAUUAGUAGAACCUGCUUUUGUACCACCUAAAGAAGUGGAUUUUCAUUCUUCAUCACAAAUGCCAUCCCCAGAACCCAUGAAAAAUGUUACUACCUCCAUUACUUUUUCAUCUCACCGACAUUCUAAAGGCAUUUCCGAUUCCUCUGUUGUUAAGGUUGGUGUCACUGAAGGUAGCCAGUGUACUGGAGCAUCUGUCGGGAUAUUUAAUUCCCAUUUCACUGAAGACCAAAAUCCUUCUAGAGAUCUUAAGCAGAAAACCUCUUCCCCUUCAUCAUUUAAAAUGCAUAGUAAUUCACCAGAUAAAGAAGUGACUAUUGUAGCAGAAGGUAGAAGGCAAAACCAAAAAUUAUCUGUUGAUUUUGAGCAUUCUCUUCAAGAAGAAAAACCCUUAGAAAGAUCAGAUUUUACAGGCAGUCAUUGUGAGCCUAGUACCACUGCAGAUUCUAGCAAUGUCAAGGAAAUUCAAAUUUCUGAUAACCAUACCCUUAUUAGUAGGGGUAGACCAAGUUCCACCCUAGGAGUAAGCAGAUCGAGUUCCAGACUAGGAGUAAAAGAGAAGAAUGUAACUAUAACUCCAGAUCUUCCUUCUUGCAUUUUUCUUGAACAACGAGAGCUCUUUGAACAAAGCAAAGCCCCACAUGCAGAUCACCAUGUGAGGAAACACCAGUCUCCUUCUCCUCAACAUCAGGAUUAUGUAGCUCCAGACCUUCCUUCUUGCAUUUUUCUUGAACAACGAGAACUCUUUGAACAAUGCAAAGUCCCACAUGUAGAUCAUCAAAUGAGAGAAAAACAUUCUCCCCUUCCUCAAGGUCAGGAUUCUGUAGCUUCAGACCUUCCUUCUCCCAUUUCUCUUGAACAAUGUCAAAGCAAAGUGCCAGGUGUAGAUGACCAAAUGAGAAAACACCAUUUCCCCCUUCCUCAAGGUCAGGACUGUGUAGUAGAAAAGAAUGAUCAACAUAAGCCUAAGUCACACAUUUCUACUAUAAAUGUUGAAGCCAAGUUCAAUGAUGUCUCCCAGUCAGCCCCAAAUCACUAUACAUUAACAACAUCUGCAUCUACUCCUCCUUCAAAUAGAAAAGCACUUUCUUGUGUUCGUAUAACUCUUUGUCCCAAGACUUCUUCCAAGUUGAAUAGUGGAACUUUAGAUAAAAGAUUUUAUUCAUUGGAUGCUGCUUCUAAAGCAAGGAUAAAUAGUGAGUUUAACUUUGACUUACCUACUGUAUCUUCGAGAUCACUGGAGCCAACCUCCAAAUUACUGACCAGUAAACCUGUAGCACAGGAUCAAGAAUCUUUAGGUUUUCUAGGACCUAAAUCUUCACUGGAUUUCCAAGUCAUACAGCCUUCUCUUCCAGACAGUAACACUAUUACUCAGGACUUGAAAACCAUGCCUUCUCAAAAUAGCCAGAUAGUAACCUCAAGGCAAAUACAAGUGAACAUUUCAGAUUUCGAAGGACAUUCCAAUCCAGAGGGGACUCCGGUAUCCACAGAUCGAUUACCAGAGAAGAAAAAGACUCCACUUUCUGCUUUCUCUGAAAAAUUGUCAUCAGAUGCAGUCACUCAGAUAACAACAGAAAGUCCAGAAAAGACCCUAUUUUCAUCUGAGAUUUUUAUUAAUCCCGAAGAUCGUGGACAUGAAAUUACAGAGCCCAGUAACCAGAAACUACGCAAAGCUUCUGUCAAGUUUGCUUCAUCAUCUUCAGUCCAACAGGUUACUUUUUCUCGUGGAACAGAUGGUCAGCCUUUGUUAUUGCCAUAUAAGCCUUCUGGUAGUACGAAGAUGUACUAUGUUCCACAGUUAAGACAAAUUCCUCCAUCUUCGGAUUCCAAAUCAGAUACCACCAUUGAAAGCUCCCAUUCAGGAUCCAAUGAUGCCGUUGCUCCGGACUUCCCAGCACAGGUGCUAGGCACGAGAGAUGAUGACGUCUCAGCCACUGUUAACAUUAAACAUAAGGAAGGAAUCUACAGUAAGAGGGUAGUGACUAAGGCAUCCUUGCCAGUGGGGGGAAAACCCUUGCGGAGUGAUAGUGCAGAUGCCUCAGUUCAAGUGCAAAUCACUGGGGAUGUGAACCACUCAGACAAAAAACCGAAAGAGAGCCCCAGUACGAGUGCUGUGACUGAGGCUGCCCAGGCUAAAGAAAAAGAACCCUUGCAGAAAGAUACUGCAGAUUCCAGUGAUGCUGCUGCUGCAGAACACUCAGCUCAAGUAGGAGACCCAAAAAUUAAGAACUCUCCAGACUCUAAAGCCAUUACACAGAAAGAGGAGAUCCAUAGGAAGAUGACAAUUCCCGAAGAAGCCUGGCCAAAAGAUAAAGAAUCCCUACAGAUAAAUAUUGAAGAGUCUGAAUGUCAUUCAGAAUUUGAAAAUACUACCCAUUCUGUCUUCAGGUCGGCGAAGUUUUACAUUCAUCAUCCCGUACAUCUACCAAGUGAUCAAGAUGUUUGCCAUGAAUCUUUGGGAAGAAGUGUUUUCAUGAGGCAUUCUUGGAAAGAUUUCUUUCAGCAUCACCCAGACAAACAUAGAGAACACAUUUGUCUUCCGCUUCCUUAUCAAAACAUGGACAAGACUAAGACGGAUUAUACCAAAAUAAAGAGUCUCAGCAUCAAUGUGAAUUUGGGAAACAAAGAAGUGAUGCAUACUACUAAAAGUCAAGCUACAGAUUAUCCAAAAUAUAAUGUACAAAUUAAUGAUCCUAAAAGGGAUCAGAAGCUCACCCCAGAGCAAGCAGCUCAGCACACUGUGAGUUUGAAUGAACUGUGGAACAAGUACCGGGAGCGACAGAGGCAACAGAUGCAGCCCAGGUUGGACGACAGGAAAGAACUAUCCUUGGUGGAGCGACUUGACCGUUUGGCUAAACUUCUUCAGAAUCCCAUCACACAUUCUCUCCAGGUCUCAGAAAGUACACCUGAUGAUGGCAGAGGGGAACGAGGUGUGAAGGAAUGGAGUGGUAGACAACAGCAGAGAAACAAGCUUCAGAAAAAGAAACCAUUUAAAAGUCUAGAGAAAAGCCAUAGAAACACAGGAGAGCUUAAAAAAAGCAAGGUGUUUUCUCAUCAUGGAGCUGGGAGGUCUAAUCAAAUUAAAAUUGAACAGAUUAAAUUUGAUAAAUAUAUUCUGAGUAAACAGCCAGGUUUUAAUUAUGUAAGCAAUACUUCUUCAGAUUGUAGGCCCUCAGAGGAGAGUGAGCUGCUCACAGAUACUACCACCAACGUCCUUUCCAGCACCACUUCUGCUGUCGAAUCAGAUAUAUUGACCCAAACAGAUAGAGAGGUGGCUCUGCAUGAAAGGAGUAGCUCUGUUUCCACUAUUGACACCGCCCGAUUGAUUCAAGCUUUUGGCCAUGAAAGAGUAUGCCUGUCACCCAGACGAAUUAAAUUGUAUAGCAGCAUCACCAACCAACAGAGGAGAUACCUUGAGAAGCGGAGCAAACACAGCAAGAAAGUAUUGAAUACAUGUCAUCCCCAAAUGACUUCUGAGCACACCAGAAGGAGACGCAUCCAGGUAGCAAACCAUGUGAUUUCUUCUGACUCUAUUUCCUCUUCUGUCAGUAGUUUCCUGAGCUCGAACUCUACUCUUUGCAACAAGCAAAAUGUACACAUGUUAAACAAGGGCAUACAAGCAGGUAACUUGGAGAUUGUGAAUGGUGCCAAAAAACACACUCGAGAUGUUGGGAUGACUUUCCCAACUCCGAGUUCCAGCGAGGCUAAAUUGGAAGAGGACAGUGAUGUGACUUCUUGGUCAGAAGAAAAACAUGAAGAGAAAAUGCUCUUUACCGCUUAUCCUGUGGACAGAAAGUUAAAAAGGAACAAGAAGAAUUCCCAUGAAGGAGUUUCCUGGUUUGUUCCUGUGGAAAACAUGGAAUCUGGAUCAAAGAAGGAAAACAUGCCCAAGAUGUGUGGCCCUGGCGUCUCCUGGUUUGAACCAUUAACCAAGGCCAAGCCCUGGAGGGAGCCACUACGGGAGCAGAAUUGGCAGGGGCAGCACCUGGUUGGUCGGGGCUCCCUGGCAGGCCCAGGCAGAGAGGAUGGCAGAGAUGCACUGAAGCCAUUUGUGAGAGCAACCCUGCAGGAAUCACUUCAGCUUCAUAGACCUGACUUCAUCUCCCGCUCUGGGGAGCGGAUAAAGCGCCUGAAGUUAAUAGUCCAGGAGAGGAAGCUGCAGAGCAUGUUACAGAGUGAGCGGGAUGCUCUGUUCAACAUUGACAGGGAACGGCAGAGCCACCAGAAUUGUAUACGUCCGCUGCCCAAGAGAGUAUUCCUGGCUGCCCAGAAGAACAAGCCUAUCAGCAAGAAGGAAAUGAUUCAGCGGUCCAAACGGAUUUAUGAGCAGCUUCCAGAAGUACAGAAAAAGAAAGAAGAAGAGAAGAGAAAAUCAGAAUAUAAGUCAUACCGGCUACGAGCCCAGCUAUAUAAAAAGAGAGUGACCAAUCAACUUCUGGGGAGAAAAGUUCCCUGGGACUGACACAAGUUUAUUUUCCUCAGAGCAUUAGAAUCCUAUUUUAUGAACCUAGAGAAGCACAAUCCUUACUUUUGUGAGUCUGGUUGAAUAAAGCUUAUUCUUUGUCCAUGUGUAUUUUAGAAAUAGUAACUUAUAAAGAGUCUAGGGCAGCCUGGUGAUAGAAAUUCCUAAUGGUUUGGGAGCAACUUUCUGCAUGGUGGCCUUGCACAUUGGGCUGUGUGUUACAAUGAUGUGAUCAAUUCUCAAGAAUGAGUCCCUUUUUGUAUGUGUUUUUAUACUUUUAGAAAAUAAAAACUUCUGGUUAAUUC
This is a messenger RNA of Saimiri boliviensis boliviensis (Bolivian squirrel monkey), 12862 nucleotides long. NCBI's taxonomy places the organism in Eukaryota, Metazoa, Chordata, Mammalia, Primates, Cebidae. The record is from RefSeq and is a predicted model, not a curated record.